This is a messenger RNA of Dunckerocampus dactyliophorus (ringed pipefish), 1413 nucleotides long. It is a transcript of the gene lpar3, whose product is annotated as lysophosphatidic acid receptor 3. Gene Ontology annotation, cellular component: membrane. Gene Ontology annotation, biological process: G protein-coupled receptor signaling pathway. The transcript has 3 exons. Gene Ontology annotation, molecular function: lysophosphatidic acid receptor activity. NCBI's taxonomy places the organism in Eukaryota, Metazoa, Chordata, Actinopteri, Syngnathiformes, Syngnathidae. The coding region runs from base 330 to 1400 and encodes 356 amino acids. The record is from RefSeq and is a predicted model, not a curated record.
AAGAUACUCGAAGUGACAGCCGUUCAGGGUGCGCACGCGAGUCCGGUGACAGGUCUUGAGCGAAGGGAGCGCGGAGGAAUUCAAGUGAAGAUGCCCGCGGACUAACUAACUUAGAGUCGACACACGCACUGUGUCACGGCGCUCGGGACCCCAACUCGUCAGGACUCGACUCCUGCCGGUCUGUGCUCCACUCGCUCGUCCUCUGCGGUCCCUCCUCAGUCCACAGCUGCGUGGGUAGUCUGUUGGAGGAGGGGGGGAAAUGCUCGCUUCCUCGCCGAGGAACAUUCCCGCUCUCUCGGUGCCGUGACGCAGCCAUUUACCUGAGAAAAAUGGCCCCGCAGAACCUCAGCUGCCAUUACGAUGAGCCCAUGAGCUUUUUCUACAACAACAGCGGCGCCGACGACAAAUGGGACAAGACCCAGCUCAUCCUGGUCCAAGUGGUGGGCUCGCUCUUCUGCUGUUUCAUCCUGGUCUCCAAUGCCAUGGUCAUCGCCGCCGUCAUCACCAACAAGAGGUUCCACUACCCCUUCUACUAUCUCCUCUCCAACCUCGCCGCCUCGGACUUCCUGGCGGGCAUCGCGUACGUGUACCUCAUGUUCAACACCGGCGAGGUGUCGCGGAAGCUGACGGUGAAAGGAUAUUUCAUCCGCCAAGGUCUUCUGGACAUCAGCCUCUCCGCCUCGCUGGCCAACCUGCUGGUCAUCGCUCUGGAGCGUUACAUCUCCAUCAUGAACUUUAAAGUCCACAGCAACCUGACCAAGAGGAGGGUGACCCUGCUCAUCGUUCUGGUGUGGGCCAUCUCCAUCCUCAUGGGGGCCGUGCCCAGCCUGGGCUGGAACUGCAUCUGCAACCUGAGCGACUGCUCCCAGCUGGCGCCCAUCUUCAGCAGGAGCUACCUGGUCUUCUGGUCGGCAUCCAACCUGGUAGUCUUCCUGGUGAUGGUGGCCAUCUACAUGAGGAUCUACGCCUACGUCAAGAAGAAGACGUCCUUGCUCACGCCGCACACGAGCGGCUCCAUCAACCGCAAGAGGACGCCCAUCAAGCUCAUCAAAACGGUCAUGGUGGUGCUCGGAGCCUUUGUGAUCUGCUGGACUCCCGGCUUGGUGGUUCUGCUGCUGGACGGACUCAACUGCACCAGCUGCAACGUCAUGAAACUGAAGCGCUGGCUGCUGCUGCUGGCCGUCCUGAACUCUGUCAUGAACCCCUGCAUCUACUCCUACAAGGACGAGGAAAUGUGGACCACCUUCAAGAACCUCAUGCGAUGCAUAGGCAACGGCACGCGGCGGCAGCGGUCCACGCGAGCCAACACCCGGCCCCUGAGCUCCGGCAACGACACCGGCACCAGCCCGCCUCCGUCCCAGGAGGCCAAAAACGGCGAGGAGAAUGUCUUCCAGACCUGAGAAUGGGGUUUGU